This is a messenger RNA of Trachemys scripta elegans, 10132 nucleotides long. RefSeq names its product dysferlin (gene DYSF). The record is from RefSeq and is a predicted model, not a curated record. Gene Ontology annotation, cellular component: membrane; cytoplasmic vesicle; T-tubule. The transcript is spliced from 57 exons. Gene Ontology annotation, biological process: monocyte activation involved in immune response; plasma membrane repair; negative regulation of phagocytosis. Gene Ontology annotation, molecular function: calcium ion binding; calcium-dependent phospholipid binding. Bases 45 to 6410 code for a protein of 2121 amino acids. Lineage: Eukaryota; Metazoa; Chordata; Testudines; Emydidae.
CGCUCGGUCUCGCUGCCCCGCGCCCCCGGCCGGCCGGCGGAGCCAUGCUGCGCUGCCUGCUGCUCGGAGCCUCCAGCCUCCCCAACCUGGAGAAGCGGGACAGGCAGAGCGACCCCGUGGCCAGCCUGACUUUCCGAGCCCCCGCUGUGCUCCAAUACCGGGACAGUGAGCAGCGGACAAAACCCUGCAUGAUUAGUGGCCUGACCCCAGCCCCCGGGGGGGAUCGGAGCGCCAGGGGGUUUGACUGGGAUCUGAAAGGAAUUCCCUUAGACCAGAAUGCCGAGCUCACUGUUGUCGUCAAAGAUCAUGAGACUGUUGGAAGAAACAGGUUUUUGGGGGAAGCCCGAGUGCCCCUGCAGGACGUCCUGGGCUCUCCCACCCUGACUGCCAGCUUUAACGCCCCCCUGCUGGACACCAAGAGGCAGAGCACUGGGGCCUUCCUCAACCUGCAGGUUUCCUACAUUCCUCCACCUGGGGCCGCUCCUCUGUUCCCGCCGCCUACCCCUCCGGAGCCAACACCAUCCACAGCUGAGCUCGACACCGUCACCGAUACAGCCGGGGAGGAAGACACCGAAGACCAGAUAGUGACAGGGGAUGAGACGGAGCCUUCCACAGGGCCCUCUGGGUCGGAGCAGCCCACGCUCCCCCGGAAGCCUCCUUCACACCACGUCCAUGGGAUUAAGAGGAGGAAAAGCGCCCCGAAAAAGCUGCUGUCCAACAAACCGCAGGACUUCCAGAUCAGGGUGCGAGUCAUAGAGGGCAGGCAGCUUCCCGGUGUCAACAUCAAAUCGGUGGUGAAAGUGACGGUUGCCGGACAGACGAAAAGAACUAGGAUCCGCAAAGGGAAUGGCCCGUUCUUCGACGAGAUCUUUUUCUUCAAUGUCUUUGAAUCUCCGGCUGAGCUGUUUGAUGAGCCCAUAUUCAUCACGGUUGUUGAUUCCCGGUCUCUCCGGACAGACUCUGUGAUUGGGGAAUUUCGGCUGGAUGUCGGGACAGUUUAUGCAGAACCAAAGCACGCCUUGCUCAGGAAAUGGCUGCUCCUUUCUGACUCAGAAGACUUUUCUGCUGGGGCCAAAGGUUACGUGAAAGUCAGCCUGUUUGUGCUGGGACCUGGCGACGAAGCUCCCCUGGAGAAGAAAGAAGUCGCUGAAGAGAAGGAAGAUAUUGAGGGGAAUCUUCUGCGCCCAACUGGGGUCACGCUGAGGGGGGCUCACUUCUGCCUGAAAAUUUACAGAGCUGAAGACUUGCCCCAGAUGGACGAUGCCAUCAUCGACAACGUCAAGCAGAUCUUCGGCUUUGAGAGCAACAAGAAGAACCUGGUCGAUCCAUUUGUGGAAGUCAGCUUUGCCGGCAGAACGAUCAGCUCUAAGAUCCUGGAGAAGAACGCCAACCCCCAGUGGAACCAGCGCAUCACCGUGCCAGCCAUGUUUCCUUCCAUGUGUGAGAAAAUGAGGAUCCGGGUCAUGGAUUGGGACCGUGUCACUCACAACGAUGUCAUUGGCACAACCCACCUGCGCAUGUCUCAAAUCUCCGCCCCGGGAGGAGAGCUGGAAGAUGAGUUUCCUGUUCUCACGAAGCCCCUGAAAGCUACAGCCAUGGACGACGGGCUGGGAUUCCUGCCAACGUUUGGGCCCUGUUACGUAAACCUUUACGGCAGCCCGAGGGAAUUUACCGGGUUUCCAGAUCCCUACGAGGAACUCAACAUGGGAAAGGGAGAGGGAGUGGCCUUUCGGGGCAGGUUGCUGAUGGAGCUGGAGACAAAACUGGUGGAACAUAUUGAGCAGAAGUUGGAGGACAUCCCGCCUGACGAUAUUCUACGGCUAGAGAAGCACCUGCGGCGGCGCAAGUACUGCCUCUUCGCCGCCUUCUACUCGGCCAGCAUGCUUCAGGACGUCGACGCCGCCGUCCAGUUCGAAGUCAGCAUCGGCAACUACGGCAACAAGUUUGACAACACGUGCCUGCCGCUGGCCUCCGCCACGCAGUACAGCGGGGCUGUGUUUGACGGUUGCCAGUAUUACUACCUCCCCUGGGGCAAUGUGAAGCCCGUGGUGGUGCUGUCGUCCUACUGGGAGGAUAUCAGCCACAGAACGGACAUGCAGAACCUUCUCCAACGCACUGCAGACAGGCUGGAGGCUGCACUCAGACAGGUGGUAAGUGCCAUUGCUUCGCAAUGCACAGCUAACGUUGGCCUGUUUCUCUGUGCUCCUUUCUCCCACACCCCCAUCUGCAGCCAGCCGCUAGUCGAUGUCAGCGACAAGACAGCCAGCACCCAUCUGGAUCAGAACAUGUACAAAUUCCGCAGCACCAACCUGCACCAGAUUGUCCAGGCAGCUCUGAACCUGAAGCACGAGGAUUCUGACCUCCAGACAGUGCUGGACCAGGCUGAGGACUGGCUCUUGAGGCUAAAAGCCAUGGCAGAGGAGCCCCAGAACAGCCUGCCAGACAUAGUGAUCUGGAUGCUUCGAGGAGACAAGCGUGUGGCUUACGCCCGGGUGCCAGCCCAUGAAGUGCUUUUCUCCAGGACCGGCGCCAACUGCUGUGGCAAGAACUGUGGGAAACUUCAGACGAUAUUUUUGAAAUACCCACAGGAAGAGGCCAUGGGCCCCAGGAUCCCGGCCCAGGUGCGGGUUCAGCUCUGGUUUGGGCUGGCUGUAGACGAGAAGGAGUUUAACAAGUACGCGGAAGGGAAGCUCUCCGUCUUUGCAGAAACCUAUGAGAACCAGGUGAAGCUGGCGCUGGUUGGGAACUGGGGGACGACUGGCCUGACCUACCCCAAAUACAGUGACGUGACCGGCAAAAUCAAACUGCCUAAGGACAGUUUCCGUCCCUCCGUCGGCUGGACGUGGGCCGGGGACUGGUUCAUCAGCCCGGAGAAGACGUUACUUUACGACACGGACGCCGGUCACAUGAGCUUUGUAGAGGAAGUGUUUGAGAAUCAAGUCCGGCUUCCUGGAGGCCAGUGGAUCCACAUGGCUGACGCCUACACGGAUGUGAACGGGGAGAAAGUGCUUCCUAAGGAGGAGAUCGAGUGUCCCCCAGGAUGGAAAUGGGAAGACGUGGAAUGGGACACGGAUCUCAACCGAGCGGUUGAUGAGAGAGGCUGGGAGUACGGCAUCGCUAUCCCGCCAGACCGCAAGCCCAAGGCCUGGGUGCCGGCAGAGAAGAUGUACCACACUAGCCGGCGCCGGCGGUGGGUGCGGCUCCGCAGGAGGGACCUUAAGCAGAUGGAGGCUCUGAAAAAGCACAAGCAGGAGGAGUUGGAAGGUGAGGGCUGGGAAUACGCCUCUCUCUUUGGCUGGAAGUUCCACCUGAACUACCGCAAGACGGACACCUUCCGCCGCCGUCGCUGGAGGCGCCGCAUGGAGCCGCUGGAGCGCACCGGAGCGGCCGCUGUCUUUGCCCUGGAGGGCGCUUUGGGAGGCGUGACAGACGACAAGAGCGACGAUGGCAAAUCGGUUUCGACCUUGAGCUUCGGCGUCAACAGACCCACCAUCUCCUGCAUAUUUGACUAUGGAAGCAGAUACCACCUGCGUUGCUACAUAUACCAAGCUCGGGAUCUGAUCGCCAUGGACAAGGACAGUUUUUCGGAUCCGUACGCCAUCGUCUCCUUCCUCCACCAAAGCCAGAAGACGGUGGUGGUGAAGAACACCUUGAAUCCCCUCUGGGACCAGACUCUCAUCUUCUACGAGAUUGAGAUCUUUGGGGAUCCCCAGAAUGUUGCUGACAUCCCCCCCAACAUCGUUGUGGAGAUUUACGACCACGACACCUAUGGUGCGGACGAGUUCAUGGGCCGCUGCAUUUGCAAACCCAGCUUGGAGCGCUUCCCGAGACUGUCCUGGCACCCUGUCGCUAGAGGGAACAGAAAGGCAGGAGAGCUGCUCGCCGCUUUCGAACUGAUUCAGAGAGAGAAGCCGGCUGUUCACCAUCUCCCUGGCUUCGAGAGCGAGCUGUCCGCCAGUCUGGAUGAGCUGGGCACACCUGCCUUCUUCUACGAAGGGCUCCUGCAAUGGUCUGCAGACUCGGACCUGCCCUACCCUCCGCCCCAGCGGGAGCCCAACAUUUACAUGGUCCCGCAAGGGAUCAAACCGGUGCUCCAGCGCACCGCCAUCGAGAUCUUGGCCUGGGGGCUGAGGAACCUGAAGAGCUAUCAGCUGGCCAGCAUCACCUCCCCCAGCCUCCAGGUGGAGUGCGGAGGCCAGAUGGUUCAGUCCUGCGUCAUCAAGAACGUCAGGAAGAACCCCAACUUCGACAUCUGCGUGCUCUUCAUGGAAGUGCGCCUACCCAAGGAAGCUCUGUACUGCCCUCCUGUCAUCAUCAAAGUCAUCGACAACAGGCAGUUUGGCCGAAAGCCCGUGGUGGGCCAGUGUACCAUCCGGUCCCUCGAGGAGUUCUACUGCGACCCGUACAGAGAGGAAACCGACACCCCCGAGGAACAGCCAGAUGAGGUGAGCCUCACCCCCAGAGACGACGUCCUCAUUGAUAUUGACGACAAGGAGCCUCUGAUUCCUGUCCAGCUUGCAGAGGGCAUGACCAGCUCCGCUCUAAUUAACAUGCCAGCUUCUCGGGCCGAUCUCCAUGAGGAAGAGUUCAUCGACUGGUGGAGCAAGUUCUACGCUUCGACGGGGGAGAGAGAGAAAUGCGGCGGCUACUUAGAGAAGGGCUUUGACACACUGAAGGUCUACGAGACGGAGCUGGAGAAUAUGGAGGAAUUUGAGAGGCUCUCCGACUUCUGCCACACCUUCAAGCUCUACCGCGGCAGAACGCAGGACGCUAACGAAGAUCCCUCGGUGGUGGGGGAAUUCAAGGGCUCGUUCAAAAUGUACCCCCUCCCGGAUGACCCAAGAGUGCCGGUCCCACCACGCCAGUUCCAUCAGCUCCCAGCCAAAGGGCCCCAGGAGUGUCUCAUCAGGAUCUACAUCAUCCGUGCGUUCGACUUGCAACCCAAGGACUCCAAUGGAAAGUGUGACCCCUACGUGAAGAUUUCGGUGGGAAAGAAAUCCAUAAAUGACCAGGACAAUUACAUCCCGUGCACGCUGGAGCCCGUCUUCGGAAAGAUGUUUGAGCUGACCUGCACUCUGCCUUUGGAGAAGGACCUGAAGGUUACUCUCUAUGACUACGACCUCUUGUCGAAGGAUGAGAAGAUUGGCGAGACCGUCAUAGACCUGGAGAACCGGUUCCUGUCGAAAUUCGGGGCCCGGUGCGGCCUGCCCCAGACCUACUGCAUUUCUGGACCCAACCAGUGGCGAGACCAGCUCCGACCUUCCCAACUGCUCCAUCUCUUCUCCCUGCAACGCAACUGCAAAGCUCCCAUCUACAAGCCAGACCGGGUCAUAUUCAGGGAGCAGGAGUACGUCCUCUCUGAGUUCGAGGAUGGCAAGCCCGUCAACCCACACCUGGGAGUGCCGGAGGAGCGGCUCGCCCUGUACGCGCUGCGGAAGCAAGGCCUGGUGCCUGAGCACGUGGAGACAAGGCCUCUCUACAGCCCGCUGCAGCCUGAGAUUGAGCAGGGAAAGCUUCAGAUGUGGGUAGAUUUGUUUCCGAAGUCUCUGGGUCUGCCUGGACCUCCAUUCAAUAUCACGCCGCGCCGAGCAAAAAGGUUCUUCUUGCGCUGCAUUAUCUGGAACACCAAAGACGUGAUCCUAGAUGACCUCAGCAUCACUGGAGAGAAGAUGAGCGACAUCUACGUGAAAGGCUGGAUGAUUGGCCACGAGGAGAACAAACAGAAGACCGAUGUGCAUUACCGGUCUAUGGGAGGCGAAGGGAAUUUCAACUGGAGAUUCGUCUUCCCCUUUGACUACCUUCCCGCUGAGCAAGUCUGUCACAUUGCUAAAAAGGAGCACUUCUGGAGCUUGGACAAGACGGACAAUAAGGUCCCACCCCAGCUUAUCCUCCAGAUCUGGGACAAUGACAAAUUCUCUUUUGAUGACUACUUGGGUUCUGUUCAGAUGGACCUCAACCGGAUGCCAGCACCCGCCAAGACGGCUGAGAAGUGCUCCUUAAACCUCCUGGAUGAGACCUUGUCCUCUGACCGAUUUGUGUCGCUCUUUGAGCAGAAAGCUGUCAAGGGCUGGUGGCCCUGUGUUGUGGAGGCAGAAGAGAAGAAGACCAUAGCAGGUAAGUUGGAAAUGACCUUGGAGAUUGUGACAGAGCAGGAGCAGGAAGAAAGGCCAGCAGGGACGGGCCGCGAUGAGCCAAACAUGAACCCGAAGCUGGAAGACCCCAAGCGCCCGGAAACCUCCUUCCUGUGGUUCACCUCCCCCUACAAAACCAUGAAGUACAUCCUGUGGCGGCGCUUCAAGUGGGUCUUUCUCAUCGCCGUCGUGGUCUUCAUCCUGCUGCUCUUCAUCGGGAUUUUCAUCUACGCCUUCCCGAACUACGCUGCUAUGAAACUGGUCAAACCUUUCAGCUGAACCGGCACUGGCGAGUGCCAGAGAGUCUAGUACAUCCUGGGAUACUGCACGGCACCGUUUGACAUCAGUGACCACUCCUCGUCGGCCUGCGUUGCAGUACAGAGAAGGAAAAGAAACACAUGCUCUCGGAUGCUAGACUGUUGCCAAAAAGCAGCUAUACCUUUGCGACGACGAAGUAUGCACCAUAACGUUUCAGAAGCAGCGUGUAACCGAUACCAGUUUGGAAUAGUUGUUAUUUUACCUUUGUUUUAUAUGCUGCAUUCUGUAAAGCUUGAAUAUCAAUGCACCACUGAGAAAGGGCCUUGUUUGGUAGGGCGUGGUUAGGCUGCGAGGCUUUGCGGAGACAGUGUGGGUGACUGAUCAUGCAGUCCUUAGCGAAGGAAAUGUGGGCUAGUGGUCCGCAUCAUGGCCUACAAGCCAAGUGCUCUUGCGUUCCAGUCACACCUUUCUCGGGGGCCUUGCAUACGUCUCUCUGCCUUAGUUUUGCCCUCUGUGCAAUGUAGAUGAGUUAGCUGGUCUAUAAAGCAUAUCGAAGAUGAAAAGCACUGUGUAGCCUGGGGCGAGUUACAAUGCACCUAUUGCUCCCGCUGAAGUCAGUGGGGGUGAUCUUUGCCUACAUAGGGACUGCAGGCGCAGACUGUGACGAGGAAUAGAAUUAGAAUCUAGAGCAACCAAAUGCAAGGCAGGAUUUGAUUGUAAUUACUGGAGCAAACCUCCCUCGCCCUUCAGCGGGGGGUUCUGCUUGCAGAAGGGCUACAAGGAUUGCUUUCUAUAGCGCUCUUCAUUUUCAUACGCGUCCCCUAAACAGAUACCCUCCUCAUCACAGUGUGCAGACACGUUAAAGAGAAACAGAGUGAAUUCACACUGAAGCCAGACAGUGCAAUGUUAGUUUCCCGUUCCCUCCCCUCCCCUGAAGAAACACGUCACUCCAAAUGCAAUGUUAAAUUAAAUGAUGGCAACACUAAUGAAAUAUACAACCUUACAAUCAGUUUAAUGCCCCUCAACUUCUAAAUCAGGAUUUGGGGAUAAAAGGCAAUAAUUUAAAAUGCACUUACUAUCUAACCUGUGGAACUCACUGCCACAUGAUAUUAUUGAGGGAAAUAGCCUAAUGCAUUUUUUUCUUUUCUCUCUCUCUCUUUUUUAAAGGUUUGGAAGCCAAAUUCUAUGGUUCCUAAUCAGUCCAAGUUGCCAUUGAAAUAAGUGGCCGUUGUGCCCGAGUAAGGAUUGCAAUAUUUGGACUUGCAUAUUUCUCUGUAUGAGAGCAGCAUUUGCAUUUCCUUUUGUUGCCCAUCCUCAUACUUCAGGGCAAAAUAUGAUCACUAGCUGGGAUCAGGAACUAAUUUCUCCCCUGGUAUAGCUAGGUGGAUUAAAAGGGUUUUAUAUCUUUUUCUAAAGCGUCUAGCCUUGGCCACUCUUGGAGGCAGUAUCCUAGACUAGAUGGACCUGGUCUGUUUAGGUUGUUGUUCUGUGUCCAUUACCCUGGUAAGUGAGCACUUUCCAAAAUAAGGAGUGAAAGGCAAAGACCAAUGUCUCUUUCUGAUAGGGUGACCAGACAGCAAGUGUGAAAAAUCGGGACGGGGGUGGGGGGUAAUAGGAGCCUAUAUAAGAAAAAGUUCCCAAAAUCAGGACUGUCCCUAUAAAAUCGGGACAUCUGGUCACUCUACUUUCUGAUAAGGUUAUUCCACUAUUCCUAUUGUCUGUGGGCUCAAUCCUCACCCCACUGAAAUAAAUGGAAGCUUUCCCAUUGACUCCACUGGGAUGAGAGUUUGGUCCAGUCGGUCAGUUUCACUCAGUACCUGAACCCUCUAUGUGUUAUGCAAAGUGUGCAAUGAAAGUGUGCAAUGUGUGGUCCCAUCCAGCACGGUGCUUAAGCACGUGUUUAAAUGGAAGCCCCAAAGAAGCAGAUGAUUAAGUGCUUUGCUGGAUUGAGAGGAGAAGAAACAAGCCCUAAAUCCCUGAUCCAUUGUCAUUAAUUAUUGUGAUAGCACCAGAGCAGGCCAGUCCCUUUGCAAUCACAAGGGACAGCAGCCCCUGCCCUGAAGAACACACACAGCUCUGAAAAGAAAUCACCAAGCUGGCUCAGAUCAAGGAUCCAUCUAUCCCAAUAUCGCGUCUCCAACAGUGGCCAGCCCCAACUGCUUAGAAAAAGGUGCAAGAAACUCUGUCAAAGUCAACAAGGAGUCCAGUGGCACCUUCACGACUAACAGACCACUGGACUUCUUGUUGUUUUUGUGGAUACAGACUAACACGGCUACCCCUGAUACUUGACAUCUGUCAAAGUCAGUGAUGGGAUAGCCUGCUGAUGGGGGAGUUUCUUCCUAACCAUAAGAAUGGCCAGACUGAGUCAGACUAAAGGUCCAUUUAGCCCAGAAUCCCGUCUUCCAACAGUGGCCAAUUCCAGGUGCAGUUAUAUGGUUGCCAUUCCAGUCCCCAAACAGCCCCCAGCCCCACUGACAGGCCUUUCAGGUCAGAAACUGCAUCCAUGUUUGUUUGUAGUCAUCAGACGGCUGCGUUUUAGUCAAAGUUGGGUUAAACUAGAGUCCAGCCUUUCCCCAUUAAGAAGAUUGGGCUAAGAAAGAGAAGUGUAUUGACAAACCCCUGUGUUAUUUGCACCAGUAUUUCAUGUCCUUUUCACAUCUGUGUUGGCUCCGUAUGUUUUGCAAAUGCACCUGUGCCUAUGUGGGCGUCUCAUUUAUUCCUUCCUCCAUACCCAGCCCGUGUCAACGUAUUAUGUUCUGUACCUUCUGCUGGCUGCCGGAGCUUCCGACUCUGCCCUGAUUGCAAAGAGGCACCAUCAAAGCUGCAUUUGGGAAUCAGGCAGAAAAUCCCACCUCCCUUUUCUUCUUGCAUCGGCUUGCAGAGUCCAUGAAAUUCCUUAUCCCAGCACAUUGCUAUCUAACCUCCAACCCUCUCAGAAAGAAAACCUCAGUGCCAGCAACCCAGCAAGGAUAAACCGCCCUGCCAUAACAAACCAAUGUGUGCAGCCAGAUGCUUAUUAGCAACCCUAAACCAACAACCACUCUGUGCACCCAGCGCUGACAAGCAACCCUACCAUAGCAAACCCACAUUUACAGCUCAACUCUCACAAGCCGUCUUGCAUUAAGAAACCACUGUGUUUUCCCCAGCACUUACGAGCAACCCUACCAUAACAAACCAGGGGGGCUGUUCAGUGGCGGCGAAAGAACAUUAAUCAAGGGUACUGAUUUCAGAGUCCCGGGCAUCUAAAUAUACCAUUACAUGGAACAAAAACACUUGGAUGGUAUUGCUUUAAUUUCAUCCCCAUAUAAAGAACAGGAGUACUUGUGGCACCUUGGAGACUAACAAAUUUAUCCCCAUAUAAUACUCUCCACUUUCCCUAGUUCAAACCAUAGGGCCAGAUUUUUCUCUCAGAAGAGUUUGCUGCUCCCACAGACUUAACUGGGCAAAACGGGGCCCUAAAUCGUGAAAGAAGAAAGAUCAAAUGAACGUUAAUUUCAUGUCGCAGCACAAGGAAGCACGUGCACCUGUCUGUCCGCCUAUUGCACGUCGUAUUUUUGCUGCAUCCCGUCCCAUCCCCAAAACAGAUGAGACUUUAAGAGUCAUGCGGAGCGUCUCCUGGGUCACGCUGCUGUUCAAUGUGGGUCGAAAGGGAGGGAGCCGGAAUGUGUUUGUAUCACCUGUUAUGCCUUAGAUGCGAUAUUGCAGAUUUCACUGUGGUUACAAAUGAAACGCUAUGAAACCUU